This is a messenger RNA of Formica exsecta, 8643 nucleotides long. RefSeq lists its product as uncharacterized. Gene Ontology annotation, cellular component: membrane. The transcript has 4 exons. Bases 2892 to 4337 code for a protein of 481 amino acids. The record is from RefSeq and is a predicted model, not a curated record. Lineage: Eukaryota; Metazoa; Arthropoda; Insecta; Hymenoptera; Formicidae.
AGGAUUCGCUUCGGGGUGUACGUAGUUGAGAGCAGCAGGCACUUGAGACAGACAAUGCAAAGACCUACCCUCCCUGUGGUAGAGCUAAGCUGUUUACUCUUCCGCUCUCUCCACCCCAUUCCUCUGUACUAAUGUAUAACUCAUGCAUAUGUAUUUUCAUUCUUUCUUUCUCUCUCUUUCUCUUUCGCAGUUCUAUCACGUCCGGUAACAUAUGACAUUUGUAUCUCUCUACCUCUUCUACCUCAACUCUAUUUCUAUAUACUCAACGCUGUAGUUGAAGAUCCGCGCACCCCUUGCAAACACAAACUUCAUCGAUUAAACAUACUAUAUUCCUUGAAGAUGAUCCUAUAUUCAUUUUACAAAUAAGCAAGUUAUUUCAUUGACUCCUUUUUGUGCGACAAAAUAAUAACAUGGAAUAUUAAUUUAUUUCGUGGAUCUACAAAGAGAAAUCCUAGACCGAAGCGGAGCUCGCUUUUUCCAAGAGUGAUUGUCCGCCCUUGCGGACUCUCCCUUCGUGUCUUCCCUUUAUCAGUCUAUUUCUCAAGCGACGGCGCCUUCUCGAGUCUCACGCCAUCACUCGUCGCUAGUCCGGUUGCCUAUCUCGGGCGCUGUCCUCGACUAUCUUCCGGUUCGCAUAUCCUCGGCGCCGCGUUGACGAGAUAGAUAGGAGAAGAUGGAAAGAGUAUAAGAUAUAGAUAGCUAGCUAGCUAGUUAGGUGGGUGGGUAGGUAGGUAGGUAGAUAGAUAGAUAGAUAGAUAGAUAGAUAGAUAGAUAUAUAGAUAGAGAGGGAGGGAGAGGAGAGUCGCGUGCGUCCUCCCGUAACGCAUAAUAUUGUCUCAUGCGCCGGACGAGAAGCGUCGAGCAUCGUAGCCGUGGCGUCGCGACGCUCGGUCAAGCUCUCGACUCUGCGUGAUUCGUGGCAGUGAGUGUCAGCGCAUCGAAGCGUCGUACGAGCGACAUGCGCUACGGCUGGCAGCGGCCUUGUCAAGUGUCGAUUGCGAUCAGGACGGUGAUCAGAACGGAGACGACGACACGAAGGGGAUACUAUCAACGCCGGUAAAAAAAAAAAAGUCGGAAAACGAAGACGUCGCCGAGACGUUGGUGGUGAAAGGUGUUGCGAGAGGACGCAUGACGAGGAAAAGAGGGUGACUGGCAUGAACGACGUGGACGACGUUGUCGAGGACUCUCGUGGCGAUGCCCGUGGAAGUAGCGCUACGAACUACACGAAAACGAAGACGACGACGACGACGAUUACGUUCCUCGUGUACCCCCCGACCGCCGUACGGUCGACCUGACUGACGACACCCGGUCGUAACGAUUCGCGUUCUCGGCGAACGGUCGCGCCUACGCAGCGAUCCGCGUGUACGUAGGUAUCAGCGAUGUGAGAAUUUGCGUCGUAGAAGGCGCAAUCCGAGGUCAAUAACAAAACGUGAAGAUUUGGAUUCUUUUCGAGUGUUUUACGUGGCAUAAGACAUAUUGGAAAAAUCAGAUUUAUCAGCUUUCGAAUAGAAAGACUUCUAAACGAAGAAAAAGACUUUCUCUGAUGACAAGAAUCUCCUCUGAAGAAAGGAUUUUUCCUAGGCAAGAAUUUUUGUCGAAAACGCAGAUCAUAAAGACACUGAGCUUCUAGAAAGGCUCUCCUCUUUGACAUCGCGCGUGCCUUUCAGCUCGAGGAAUCUUAUGCAGAGGUAUUUAAUGGAUCUUAUAAACCGGAGCGCGGUUAACGCAAACGGUAUCAUCCCUUUACACCGCGGGAAUGUUCCCUAAUAAUGUGCCAUCCUCUUUGUUCCUUUGCAAGUUGAACUUCCAGUGAAGAGACCGCGAUCAUUGCAGUUUCGCGUUGAAACCUUGAAGCGUAAAGAUGCAUCUCUCCAAGAAAGUGAUUCAAAGUGUGCUCGCGUUCAAGGAUGCGCGCAUCCUCGACGAUGCGAUCCAUGUAACGAACCAGCGUAAUCAGCUCGAUUAUACGAUUGUCAAAAUUGAAGGACGAAUUCGAGUGACGGCGUAACCGAUGCUUGCGGCGAAAAUAGGACAAAGCGUUGCUAGCGACGAUAAAUUCCUUCGGGAAGGUCGGGAGGAAGAUUGCAUAACGCCACGUUCCCUCCCUACAUCCAUUACCACCUUCUAACCCUCUCUCUUUCCUCGCCCUCCUUCUCCUACCCUUUCCCUCGUGUGUGUCCGUGCGCGCGCGCGCGCGCUUCUUCUCGUCGUCCUUUUUCUCUCUAUCUUUUCGCGCCUCUUCUUCGAUAUGUCACUCGUAUCGAUAUCUAAUUAAAGGCUAUCCGAUAAUCUUUUUUUAUCACGCUCGUCCGUCCGUCUGUCCACUCAUCCCUGUAGAAGGCGGUGGAGUAGCUUCGUCCCUCGCUCCGGCAUCCGGCAUCGAGAAAAGAUCGCACGCGGCAUCGCGUGCGACAUCGAUCCGCGCGUGACUCUCUUCUCCUUUUUUUUCCUCCGCGGAAUUAUGUAAAGUAGGCAGUACUGGACGCCGGCCAGGACGUUGACUGCUCGCCCGAGACACUGGGAAUAAUUUCUUCGUUAACAAAAAGAAGGGAGAUCGUCCACGGUUACCGGAAGACAUCCAAGACGUCCAAGACGGCGCUCAACGUGCACAACGAUUUAAAGUGUGCGUGACACGAGGGGAACCAUGAACGUUAUCACCAACGACCUUCCGGUGCGGCGAUGCAGCACGACGUGCAUCGCGUGAUUCGCGCCAGUUUCAAGUAGAGGAUUGGCCUCCUCCUCCUCCUCUUCCUCCCUAACGUCGUAAGUACCGCGGCGGCGACCACCACUAACGGUGCAACGCGCUAGCCCGUCUCUCCCACUCAAUCCCCCAUAUUCGCGGGGGUACAAUCCUUACGACGAGGACACGCACACCAGGGUGGCACGAUAGUAUGACGGUGAUGCUGCUGCAACGUUCAGUCACCCCGCAGUCGACGCACAGCCAAAAGACAGCGACGAAGGACUGCAGCGCGAAGCCGCCCUUUCUCUUUCUGCUAGACGACCGUGAGGAGCAUCGACACUCGACCGAUACCAACACCACGACUACUACAAAUAACAACAAUAACAAUAAUAACAAUAACAACAAUAAUAUCAACAAUAAUAACGUCUUCAAGAGGGGCGGCGCCCGGAGGAGCAGCAGCAGCCACGAUUGCGUCGCCGACGAGGCGCCGUCGUCGGUGACGUCCCAACGACUCGCCGGCGGUGGUCACGACGUCGCAAUGCGAUAUUACCGUCUCUGGAUCUACGCCUGUAACCUGGUGUUGCUUGGUAGCGCGGUCGGCUUCGCCGCCGCGGUGUCGGAGACCCUUUUAUUCACCGGCGACCCACGUCGAUACGUGGUGCCGGGUGUACCUCGUGUCUACGACCCCACCGCGCUCUACGGCUAUCUGGCACUGGCGGCGCAGUUAGGCUUGGUGCAACUGCUCGGCUGCAUCGCCGCCAGGCGACUCAGCGCCCGGCUGCUUCACUUUUACUGGAUACUGCUGCUAGUACUGCUGUUCGGCGACGCCGUAGUAGGCGUCGCCUGGAUUUUUCGUUUCGAGAAGAUGCGCACCGACCUCAGGCCCACGCUCAAGCUGCGUUUGCAGGCAGACUACGGUAAGGAACCGCGAUUCAGCGAGCAGUGGGACCGACUUCAGCGGGAGUUUAUGUGUUGCGGGGUAACUGGACCCAAGGACUUCUCAAACUCCCGCUGGCCGCAGACUUGUUGCGGACCAAGCCUCAAUGCGAGUGAACCCUGCCAGAAUCCGUACGGGGGCGGCUGCGAGGAGGUGCUCGUACGCUGGCUCAGAAAAACAGCGGAUCUGCUCUUCGUCCUGGGCUUUUGCGUGAUCGCAUUCGCCAAGCUCUGCUUCCUCGGAAUAUUACGCUAUGAGAUACGGGAGAUGAUACAGAAGAUACGUUUACUGAGGGAACCGCCGCCGCCGGCUACGCCGUUCGGACAACCACCCUUCUGCCAGGUGCUGCCGGAAACUGCCAAUAACGGCAGCAUCGUCAGACGCACAACGCUACCGAACGCAGUCAUGCCUUCCGGCAACGCAUCACUGUUGCUGCAAUCGGACGAAUGCAAUACCGGCCGGCAUCCCUUGCUGGCGAACAAUCUGCAGGAUGGCGGCGCCGACAGCGACACCAACAGCCAUUGCGCGCUGAUACUGGAAGAGUCAACGCCUACUUCGGCCAACAACCACAACAAUUGCACGGCUGCUGGCGGCCGCGAGAAGAGCAACGGAAACAACAAUUACGAGAUGCGUGAGUUUAAUCGCAGAUUGCUGCUAUCAAAUGGCGCCAGCCCGGGCACAGGCGUAACGGUAACGAGCAGUCAGAGUAAGCGUACCUGACUAUGGAGAUGGUGGCUAAACACCUCGAAUCGUUUCCUAUACAGGAGCAAUCGGCGGCAUGCCGACAUACCGUUAUACAAAUAGAACAACAACAUAUAUACACACUCUCUCAGGCGUUUUAGUUUCUUUCUUAAGAGAAAGUAAAACACAUACAGCGAGCUACUGGCUGGCGCGAGUCCAACAGACGGUGGAGGAAACGCUGUCGUCAUCAUUGUGUCGAUUAGAUCGGCGAGAGUGGAAGGGUUGACAACCACUGCAUAACUUGUCUCUUAUAUAGGGUUGCCAUACGUCCUCUUUUCCCCGGACACCGUCCUCUUUUUUAGGACGUCCGGGGGGAUUUUUCGAAUGUGUCCGGGGUAAUUAUGAAUGUCUGGGGUUUAAGAAUAUUCAUAAAUAUUCUGCUUUUUAGAUUUAAUUAACCACAUCAUAUUCAAUCACUUCAAUACAAUUGAAGUUAUCAACCAUUUGUUUUUUUAUUUUUAUGCGUGAAUCUAAUAAUAAAACUUCUUUUAAAUUAAAAACAUGUUUAAUUUAUUCCUUUUACUCUAAGUACUAAUGAAAAUGAGAUCUAAAAUAAUUAUUAAUUUAUUGUUAUAAUUUAUAAGCAACUUGCUAACCUAUUCGCAUUUUUGUAUACGUUCGGGGUUGCAAGCGAAAUGUCCGGGGUUUCUGAGCUAUAAGUUCUAGUUUUGAAAAUUUUAUUAUGGCAACCCUACUCUUAUAUAGCUUGUCCCCUUUUACCUUCAAGUCUGCCGAUUCGCGGUAGUGUGCGCUUAACAUAGUAACACUAAGAAAGACCAUGGCGACAGACGUUGGCGUUGAACGCUGAAACACAUGAGAGACCAAGAGCAUUCACGAAUCGAUAUCACGGUGGAAUUAUACAUUAAUGAAAGACCAAAUCAAAACGUAUACACAGUAGUAAGAGUAUCUCCGUUUUGUAAGGCGAAACUCGCGAAGGGAAGUUUGAAUUUACCAAGAUCGCGCAAAAAUGAAACUCGAUCGAUUUUAUGCCAUCGGAAAGAACGAGGCUGAUUCGGAACGUUGCCCUAUGAUUCCUUAAACGAGCGGCUCACGAGCAACUCAUCCCGCGUGACAGUCGAAGAACAGUUCUAUUUACGGUUCGUAUUCUCCCAGUCGUAAGCUAAUUUUGUCAUCGUCGACAUCGAGAGUUAUAAAGAGUAGAUACAUACUAAUUUUAAAUGACCGUUAGAGACUACUUUCUUUAGUCUUCUGACUUUUAUACUCCACUUUUCCUAUGUGAACUUUCGCUGUGUUUGUGUGCGUCGAAAUUAUAUCGCGAGUUGCUCAUCAACUGCCCUGAACUCUCUUCGCAAGUGUAUACCUUAUAUGCAUGUCCUUCCGUCCUCGCGGUCGGUGUAACUACUUUUGUAGAUUUAUUUUUAGUCGUAAGAUUUUCUUACGCUUCCCAUCUGAGUAAAGCAUCAUCGAUCGUGUCAUCAAUGUACCGGAUAUCGUUCAUCGUGUCGUUUCUCAUGAAAAUAAGUCAUACGUAUCAUGCUGGUAGUAUAUCACAAUCGCGAGAGUAACUAUCAUCAUUUAUAAAUGGCACACGAGGUUCUUGUUCCCGCCGUAUUUCCAUUUCGGUUGUCUUCGGAUCGAUAUGCGAAUUAAUUAAAAACUUUGAGUUAGUAAUUGGAUAUCUCCUAAAUCUUGAUCCUAUCUAGGAUAUAAACACGUUAUCUUAAUAGGGGAUACAAUUCCAUUUUCUUUCUCUCUAUUUUAUGUCGCAAAGAUGUUUAAAAAAUCUCUCUCCCAAUUUUUCAGUUAUUCUUGAGAUAUCUUUCCAAUUCGUAUUAUAUUACAUUAAAACAACGUCCAAAAAGAAGACAAUUUAGUUAGCCAACGCUAAUCGAUGUUGUCGAAACUCCAAAAGAAGAACUUUCGAUUCAAGACUUCAACAGCUUUCGUUGUUCGAAAAGAAACUUGAAACUAUACUUUUUUUACGCAUUUGUUUCUCUUUAAUAAUACAGACAAUCUAUGUAUCUGUCUAGACAAGGUAACUGCGCUUCUCGGGAACGUUGCCGCCUGAUAAAUUAUUGAAUCACGCGUCUAUACUCGUAAAGCUUUAUAACGAUUCUUAGACCUUUGAGGAUAAUUAUGAUAGUUACAAGGUAAUAUUGUGAAAUACUGCAACAUUGAUUCUCCUCCCCUAUUAUCCGAUUAUAUGGAUGUACAUCUAUUUGGAUAAACCUUAAACAAGGAAAAUUCAUUUACUUUCUUCGUUAAUAAUAUAAUAGAAAGAGUAAAAGAGAACGAGAGAGAGAGAGAGAGAGAGAGAGAGAGAGAGAGAGAGAGAGAAAUAUCUCCAAUAUGUAAACGAUGAUUAAACAAUUCCUAAUUGCUUUUACAUAUAUACAUUUAAAAAAUACGCGUCAUGCAAGUAGCUUGUACUGAUUUGUUCCUUGUAAUUGGACCAUCAUUAUUGGGCUAAAAUAAACGCAGACAUUAUUUCAUUUUCAUCUUUCGAAUUUGUUUCUCUUUGCACGCCUCAUCGGUACGGCUGUUUUGCCUCAAUAAUGGAGAUCCAUCUUAUAAUCAAUAAAGAUUUAGGAUAACAAAUCGAAAUAAUUGGCUUCCUAGUUAGGCUUAAAGGAAUCUUAGGGUUAUACAUUUAAUGGAGAUGCAAUGAUAAGGGAUACAUAUAGAGAGAAAGAGAUAGAGUAGACAGAUUGUAUAUAUCGACAUAUAAUAGAGAUAAUACUACGUGUCGAUCGUCUGCUUAAGGAAAAACCGAGACAUUAUCUGUUAACUGUUCGAAGUCAUGCGCGUCUCUGUCAUGCUACUGAACGGGACACUUUACGUUAAUCUGUCUGUCGCAGUUGGAUUUAUGUGUAUCGUGAAAUCUGACGUUUCACACAUUUCCAAGUAUGAUUACACUAGUCUGGACAACAGGGUAAUUAUUAAUCUCGAAAGAUUGCCUGAACAUUCUUAGGCCAUUAUUAGCAAUGUGAAAUAUUGCGCGUUGUCGCGGUAAGAUGUAGGGUCGAUUCCUUCGACCUCUUUUCAGAGUUUACUGACAAUGCGCAAGUCCGAUCAUUCUUUCUUAAUCAGACCAUCGAAUUAUCGUUGAAUGUAAUAAGCUAAUAAUAACGUCAGAAAGCUUACACCUCGCAGACACACAGCCUCUGCCACUAAAUGUAUAUAAAGAUGUUAUAUACAAGAGAUAGAUUAAUCGUUUUUUAUUUAAUUAGUCAAAUGAAAAAAUACGUUCGAAAAAAAUGUACGAAACUUAUAUUAUACUUUGAACCACAUACAAAAAAAACAAAAUAUUUAAAUUCGCUACGGUUCUCAUAUUAAUGUACCAUCUACUACACACACAAAAAAAAAAGAAAAAAAGAGCGAAAGAUUUUAGGUGGUUAUAUUUUACUUGGGUGAUAUAUCUUCAUGUUACAAUCACACUGCAAGAAAGACUUCAAAGUUUAAACGAGCGUUUUGAUUUGUAAGAUGGAUUGGUAUUUAAAUGUAAUAUACAAAUUGAAGAAAAGUGAACGUGACAGGGAGCUUUGAAUAGUGCCUGCUUAAGAUCCAAUUUAUUAUAUCUCAAACAAUUAGGUAUGAUCGAAUAAUUAGUCAUUUAUGGCAUUGCACGUCAGAUUCCAAAUCGACGAAUCAAUUAAUGGAAAACGAUAGUUUACAAAAAUGCUAUCUUCUUUAUAUAAAAAGAAAAAGAUAGUAGAAACAAAUAUAAAUUUACACAUCUUGCGUAUCAUCUUUUCUAGUAUUGAAUAAUGCUGUUCUUUGACACACAAAUCUAUACGUUAUAAUAAAUGAUAUAUAUAUGUCAAAUGCUUUCAGUUUGAAGGUAUGUUUGUAUAAAGAUCACUCAACCACACGGCUUGUUGACGAAUCGAUCAGUUUCUGUUUGCGCAUGUAAUGCCAUAAAUGAGACAUUUCAUAGAAUAACUGUAGAGUGAUAUUGGAAGUAUGCACAUUUAAAAGCUUUGAUUAUUUUAAUAUUGUAUAAAGACGACGAAACACGAUGCGAAAGAAAGUGUAUCUGUGAGAAGACUGUGUUAGUGAAAAAAGGACAAAUAUUAAAUAAUUACACGUAGUGUUACAAUCGAGCUCAAUAGCGCGUUUACGUUGAUAAACCUUUCAUAAUAUCGUAUCAACAAGCUUGCGUCUGUAUUUAAUUAAGUCAUAGAGAUAUGUCGUCGUAUUGCAACGGCCAUAUCUCAUAGGUUUGCUAUUCUAUAAAGCGUUUGUUAAUAUACACCAUACUCCUCCCCUAUUCUAUAUAUAUAUAUAAAUACGCGAAAAAUCCCAUUAUUUGAUAUUAUUAAGU